Messenger RNA from Lodderomyces margitis, 1464 nucleotides. RefSeq names its product Sam51p (gene SAM51). Gene Ontology annotation, cellular component: outer membrane. Lineage: Eukaryota; Fungi; Ascomycota; Pichiomycetes; Serinales; Debaryomycetaceae. The record is from RefSeq and is a predicted model, not a curated record. The transcript has a single exon. Bases 1 to 1464 code for a protein of 487 amino acids.
AUGCCACUGUUACAAGUAGAUAGCAAUCCGGACCUCAAAACUAGACUCAUUGAACAAGAUGUCCUUCAGGAGUCCCAAUUACAACCAAUUUUCUUAACUAGAGUCGAAGUCAAUGGUGGUGAAGAUUUCAGUUAUCAAUUCUUUAAUAAAUUGUUAUCGCCCUUGUUAACCACCGGUGAUUACACAUUGGCUCAGCUUACGUACAAAAUCAAUGAAUCAUUCCAGCAUUUAAAAGAUACUGGAGUUUUCAAAAAUGUGGGUGUUGUUUUAGAACCCGACUAUUAUUCAAACGUACCAGCUCAAAUCACCUCCUUCAAUAGAGAGAAAUCCAUCCCCACAAGAGUUAUUUUUGAUGUUUCCAAUGUCAAUUUAAACAUCAAUGAGACUUUUUUAAAUUUCAAUAAUGAAGAAUUUAUCAAUUUGAAAUUGAACCACGUUGAUAAUAACUUUAAUGAAAAUGCCGAAUUAGUCUCAGUGGGGGUGGAUUAUAAUCCAUAUAAACCAUAUGACUAUUUGUUAACAAAUUUGAAAUUUACAUCGGGGUUAAAAGACCCGCGUUUCAAGUUUCUCAUUGAUGUCGGCUACAACACUAGAGAUGAUCUUGGAUGGCAAAAUUUUCAACAUAAUCAAUUAGGCGGUAAGAUUGGAUUACUAUACAAGACCCAACGUGAAUUUGAUAUAUUCACUGGGUUUCAAUUAUUCAAGAGAAACUUGUUCAAUAUCGAAGAUGGCGCCGAUGAUAAUUUGAAAUUUUUUGGCGGUGAUUUUUUGAAAUUGAGUGUAUUGAAUAAAUUUAAAUACGAACGUAUUCAAUACUUGAAUCAUGCCACGAAAAAUUUCCCCACCAAUGGUGGCAAUGUCCAUGUUAGAUCGGAAUUGACUUCUGUUCAAGAACAAAACAAUGCUUCCAACCGAGGUGAAUUUAUCAAGCUGCAAAUUGGAUUUGAUUUAUAUAAAUCACUAUUCGACAAUUACAUCACGACUAAAGUCCAAGGUGAGCUUGGUGGCAUCUUCAACUUCAAUACCAAAUUCCCCAUUCAUCCAUUGGAUAAAUUUUAUCUUGGAGGUUACAAUUCAUUUACCGGGUUUAAGAAAAAUAGCAUUGAACAACAGGGCGGAUUGCAAUUCUACAAGUUACAAGCAACUAUAUUCACCAAGAUCCCCUACUUCUUGUACUCGCCCAAAUUGAACCGCGAAAAUAGCGAGUUACUAGUUGAGCUGAACCCAUUGCGUUUGUAUGGAACCGCUUUGGUGGGGAAUUGCAUUGCUACAUCGAAUAAGAAUUUCUGGCAGAAUGAAAACCCAGCAGUUUCUUAUGGGUUUGGAUUAAAGUAUUUUAACCGGUGGGCUAAUUUUGAUAUUGGGUAUUUUGUUAGCCAGAAAUUGGGAGUUGAUAAUUUUGGAGGCGUUAAAAAUGGGUUACAAUUUUCAAUAUCGAUUGGGGCUUCGGAUAGUAAUUUGUAG